Messenger RNA from Microdochium trichocladiopsis, 1793 nucleotides. RefSeq lists its product as uncharacterized. The transcript has 2 exons. The record is from RefSeq and is a predicted model, not a curated record. Lineage: Eukaryota; Fungi; Ascomycota; Sordariomycetes; Xylariales; Microdochiaceae. The coding region runs from base 316 to 1419 and encodes 367 amino acids.
GCCAGCCGCGUCCUGCUCGAUCCUCUUGCUCCUUUCAUAGCAUUCCUCUCUCUCUCUCUCUCUCUCUCUCUCUCCCUGCUCAUCGCUACCAAGACUCAAAACAAUCAGUCAUUCACUGGCCUCCGCCGUCUAGGGCGAUUCUCGAAAUCCGGUCUCUGGCAUUGCGCCCCUGCUCGUCUGAGCCGAUCGUCAGCAGGGUUCUCAUACCUGCCAGCUCCACGAUCGACACAGGGUUCCUCAAUUACGACCUAUAAGCCCAUAGUGGCAGCCUUGGGGAAGCACUCUUCGCGCGAGCAGUUACGUCUCGCCGCCGUCAUGAGCGACCAAGCAUCCAUCAGCUCCUGGCGGAUGCCAGAUGCCUACAAGCACAGCUCAACACCAGCCAUGAGCAACUCCAGUGGCGACAGCAAUCUUGCCUGGGCGGAUGUGCCCUUUGCCCUCAUUCAAACCCCACUAACAAAGCUGGGAGGCAAUGUCCAUCAUCCUGCCGCCCACAUGGCAAACGAGUCUGCACACCUCUUCAAUGCCAUGCUGCGCGGCCUCAAUGCCAUUUACCAGCAGGCGCCCUACGUCCAGACCAGCGCAGACGUGGCCGACUUCAAUUUUCUCGUCCACAGCUGGGCCGCGUGGGUCAUUCACCACAUGGACCUGCGCGGCAGCAGCCUCUUCCCAAGCCUCGAGGCGGCUCUCCUCAAGCCGGUCCCGGGCUAUCGCCACGAGCAGGUGCUGCAGCAGCAGAGCACGACCGACGCCUCUGCAGGCGCUCAACUGCACCUCGUGUCCGACCUCCUCCACGAGCACUCCGCCUUUGUCCCGUGCCUGCACAGAGUCCUCGAGCUCGCCGAGAAGGCCCACCUCCAGCCCGAGACGUACAGCAGCAGCGAGCUCGUAUCCCUCCUCGUCGAGCUCGGCCCGCACAUGCAGGCACACCUGGCCAGGCAGGUGAACGAGGUCUUCCUCGAGACGAUCCGCGGCUUCUGCGGCACGCCGGGCAGCGUCUCGGCGCAUGUCACGGGCGAGCGCCUCAUGCAGUGCUGGCAGGCCUGCGACUCACAGAGCAGCCAGAGCAUGGACCGCUUCGUCAUCCCGCCCAUGAUGGUCCGCUGCCGCGACGUCACGUACGAGGACGCGGGCCACGACUGGCCGGGCCUUCCCGUGCCGCAGGUCCACGCAAUCGCCGACCGCCUCAGCCGCACGCACAAGGGUGCCUGGCGCUUCCUGCCCUGCGACGUCUGGGGCCGCCCCGUUGAGCUGUGCGCCCUCGUCGCCGCGCAGCAGCAAGGGCUCGAGCUGGACCGCCACCACCACCACCACGCCGCCGCCGCCGCCGCCACUCUCACAGCAGUCGACCGCAAGGGCAAGGGCAAGGCCCCCGUCAUCGCCGUGCAGGAGCUUGUUGUUGUAGAGGAGAAGGCUUGAAAAUGGGGGCGGGGCAAAGUCUCAUUGCAUAUCCCUGUUCUUUCUUAUUUACCUCUCUCUCUCUCUCUCUCUCUCCAAUCUUUGCCCGGGAAACGGAAGUAUUCUCGUUGCCCUUGUCAUUGACUGACACACGACUUGCUGCGCUGGUGUGGUGCUGGACUUUCAAGCUGCGAGGGGUGGAGUUGGAAUUCUAUCAAUUAGUCAUGGCGCAUGGCGUACAGCAUACAUCAUAGGUUUAGAAUCGCUAGCCUUCCUGUCUCUUUUUUGCUUAUAAAUUUGUAAUAACGUAAUCCACGGGUGAGUGAGCCACACGGGUCAGUGAGCCACUUUUCCCCCAUUUUGAAUAGAUAACCUUCAUUUCCUUAUUUCUCCAC